This is a messenger RNA of Gastrolobium bilobum, 765 nucleotides long. Its product is annotated as expansin-A12. Bases 1 to 765 code for a protein of 254 amino acids. The record is from RefSeq and is a predicted model, not a curated record. Gene Ontology annotation, cellular component: extracellular region. The transcript has 3 exons. Gene Ontology annotation, biological process: plant-type cell wall organization. NCBI's taxonomy places the organism in Eukaryota, Viridiplantae, Streptophyta, Magnoliopsida, Fabales, Fabaceae.
AUGGGGCCUAUCUUGAUUUCUUAUAGUUUUCUUCGGUAUCUUCUCUUGGUUCUCUUUUCAGUUAGAAACCACGUCCAAGCUAACGAUUGGCUUAACGCUCAUGCAACGUUCUAUGGGGCCAAUCAAAAUCCUACCAGCCUUGGGGGAGCUUGUGGCUAUGAUGAUACCUUUCAUGCUGGGUUUGGGGUCAACACUGCGGCGGUAAGCACUAUGCUUUUCAGAGGUGGUGAGGUUUGUGGUGCUUGCUACCAAGUGAUGUGUGAUUACCGUGUCGACCCAAAAUGGUGUCUCAGAAGCCGCAGUGUGACAGUAACUGCCACCAACUUUUGCCCUCCAAACAACCGUGGAGGGUGGUGUGACCCCCCUCACCAUCACUUCGACAUGUCCAUGCCUGCUUUCUUUCGCAUUGCACGACAAGGCAAUGAAGGCAUUGUUCCUGUCCUUUAUAGAAGGGUGGCAUGCAAAAGAAGAGGGGGAGUGAGGUUCACGUUGAAGGGGCAAUCAAAUUUCAACAUGGUGAUGAUAUCAAACAUUGGUGGCAGUGGGGAUGUAAAGGCCGUGUGGAUCAGAGGUUCCAGAAGUGGAGCAUGGUUGCCGAUGCAUAGGAAUUGGGGUGCCAACUGGCAAAGCAGCGCAGAUCUCAGAAACCAGAGAAUCUCAUUCAAGUUGACUUUGGUUGAUGGGAAGACAUUGGUGUUUCUCAAUGUGGUCCCUUCAACUUGGAGGUUUGGACAGACAUUUUCAUCACAUAAUCAGUUCUUUUAG